GGUCCGCCUUUAACAUUUCUUUUCCAUUCUCUCUUAACUCAGAAACUCCACUCUUCCAUCCUUCCUCUCUCCGUGACACACAAAUUGAAUUCUUUGUCAUCCAAAGAGAAUUACGACAUGGGCAGAUAAAGCAUUGAAGGCGAGCUAUCAACUCCUAUAGUUGCCAAAGAUGAACAGCAUCAAGUAUAUGGCAGUGGUACUAGUAGUGGUGACCAUGUUUGUGCCAACAGUAUUGGUUGUGAUGGUGGUGGUGAGAGUCAGAUUGGAUCUUUUUCAGCCACAGGUAUGGUUGUGCUUAGCACUUUGGUUGCUGUCUCUGGUUCCUAUGUUUUUGGCACAGCUGUGGGAUAUUCAUCACCUGCUCAGACUGGAAUCAUGGAUGACCUGGGUCUUAUAGUGGCUAAGUACUCACUUUUUGGUUCAAUAUUGACAAUUGGAGCAAUGAUGGGUGCAAUAGUGAGUGGCCAAAUAGCAGAUUACAUAGGUAGAAGAGGUACAAUGGGCUUUUCAGAGAUAUUCUGCCUGGCAGGGUGGCUAGCCAUAGCAUUCUCAAAGGGUGCUUGGUGGCUUGACCUUGGGAGACUGUUGGUAGGUUGUGGGAUGGGACUCCUUUCCUAUGUGGUACCUAUAUAUAUAGCAGAAAUAACACCUAAGAAUCUUCGGGGAGGGUUUACAACUGUUCAUCAGUUGAUGAUUUGUUGUGGGGUAUCGUUAACAUAUUUAAUUGGAGCUUUUGUGAAAUGGCGAACUUUGGCUCUGAUUGGUAAGCUUCCCUGCUCUUGUCCUGUAUUCUUGUCAUUUGAAGGUAGUUUCAUAAUAAGGCUUCUUCUUUUUUUCUUUAAUUUAGGAACUAUACUAUGUCUAGUACAACUUCUUGGUCUAUUCUUUAGUCCAGAAUCUCCAAGAUGGCUGGCAAAAAUUGGUCAAAAGAAAGAGUGUGAAGCUGCUAUACAGCACCUUAGGGGGCAGAAUGCUGAUAUCACUCCAGAAGCUACUGAGAUUAGAGUAAAUUUUGGACUUCAGAUGUCAAUGAGAAUAUAACUCUUUGUUUCCUCUUUAACUAGAAAAAUUACAUACUAGUCUUGAAUAUUUUCCAACAAUUUCACUUAGAAACAAGUAUUGACAUGGUUUUUAAAUCAUUUUAUGGGAGUACACAGAAACCCUUCAACAGUUUUUUGAAGCUAGAAUUCUUGACUUAUUUCAAUGGAAAUAUGCUCAUUCACUUAUUGUAAGCUUUUGUAUCAUAAUCUUUGUAGUCCGUUUUUUAAUUUUUUAGAUAGGUUUGAUCUUUUUGGCUAACAUAAAAGUGGGUUUGGAAGUUGAAUAGAGGAAUACUUUGUCAAUGACAGGGUUUUCGGGUAGUAUUGGGACCAUAGCAAUUGUCAUUGUUCAAGUUCUUGACUCUCUUUGCGGAAUUCCAACAUUUGCUUCUGCUUAAUGCUUUUUAAGUGAUUUACAUGAAUUUGUACAGAUUCCAAUGACAGCAUUAGGGGUAAUUUUGAUGGAUAAAUCUGGAAGGCGGCCACUUCUAUUGAUAAGAAGGUUAAGAAAUCUCUACCAUGUAAUGGAGUUGAACGAAAAUAAUUUUGAACUCCAAUAUAUUCACAGGUUUCUGCAGCAGGAACAUGCUUGGGUUGCUUGCUUGUGGGAUUGUCAUUCUUCUUGCAGGAAUGGCAAGCACGGUAACGGGAAGAUACAGAGGAGCUGCAUAGAAGACGUCAACAGGAAGAGGAAGAAGAGAAAGGAAAGGUUAAAGAGUAUUGUGAAAUUGCACACACUUGAAAGGGUAUCCAGAAAAAAAAAAUGCCACAGAGACUGGUUUCUAGCUUCAUCAGAGCUGCUAGAGAUUGGAGAAGUGGUGAAGGAAAUUGGGGAAGCUGCUGAGAAAGGAGAACUCAAUGGGCUUGUUUUAAUGGUCAUAUGGAAUAGCCCUGAUCUUGCUAGACGAUGAAAUGGAUGCUGUGAGAAGUCUUGAUCUGUUAUACAGAAAGGCUGAGGUUUGAUGAUGAAGGUUGGCUGAAGGAAUGCAAAAAACACACAUGGUUGGCACCUUUCCAUGAGAGGAUCCAUUUAGCGUUCUUGUUCCAACAGGAUUUGAAAUUAACAAGGUUUAGUAAUGGUUUUGUAGGCUAUUAUGGUACCACAUGGCACAAUACAUUUUUAGCUUUACAGAUUGCAGCUCUACGACUAGUGCAAAGGUUAGGAAUUGAUUUGUAAAGAAAUCAUGCUUACCUUUAACCAUUGAUUUGUUCUUUUUAUUGGAAAUAAAAUUAUUAAGGGAAGAGACCAAAAAAAACUAAUUAAAGUCUCUUCUUCUUGUUUUGGGGGUUAAGGUUAUACUCUCCACAUGGCUUGUACAUAUGUUGCAUAAAUUUGAAAAGAAAAAGAAACAAUUAUCCAACUUCAA
Quercus robur (English oak) is the source of this 2407-nucleotide messenger RNA. RefSeq names its product sugar transporter ERD6-like 5. The transcript has 13 exons. Gene Ontology annotation, biological process: transmembrane transport. The record is from RefSeq and is a predicted model, not a curated record. Bases 286 to 1041 code for a protein of 251 amino acids. NCBI's taxonomy places the organism in Eukaryota, Viridiplantae, Streptophyta, Magnoliopsida, Fagales, Fagaceae. Gene Ontology annotation, cellular component: membrane. Gene Ontology annotation, molecular function: transmembrane transporter activity.